Paramecium tetraurelia is the source of this 1584-nucleotide messenger RNA. RefSeq lists its product as uncharacterized. The transcript is spliced from 3 exons. The record is from RefSeq and is a predicted model, not a curated record. Gene Ontology annotation, molecular function: phosphatidylinositol binding. Lineage: Eukaryota; Ciliophora; Oligohymenophorea; Peniculida; Parameciidae. Gene Ontology annotation, cellular component: endosome.
AUGACAAGAGUUAAUUAAUCAUUUUCGUCAAUUGUCUUGAAAUACUUUCGCGAGAUUACCAAUAUUAAUGAGAUACAUAACAUUUUUUUAUUGAUUUAAUUAUAUAUAUAAUGGUAAAGUAUUUCGAUAAUAUUUGGGAAAACAUCCUUGUAGUUGCUUUGGGGGUUGCUCCUCUUCUAUAGAAUUUGGUUGGUUUGGCCUGGAAGAGGUAGAAUAAAAGUAAGAACUCAUGCAUUUAAGGAUAGACUACUAAGCUGCCAAGUUAAAAUUUAAGGAAAAGAGAAGUAUUUUCAUUCUGAAUUUAUGUUCAAUUUACACAAAAAUAGCAAUCUUGAGUAUGUUUACACUUUUGUCAAUAUUGCAAAUAGUCAUCAACACUUAAUUUCAUUCAGAGUAUGUAGUGUGUUGUUAACUAGUUACGUUUUGAUUAUAAUUAUAGAAUUUUGUUAGAUAAUUAAUUACUUGUUGGCAGGAUUGCAAGUAUUUGAAGAUGCAGAUAUAUACGGAUAAACAACAUUUGUUACUCAAUUAAAUCUCAUAUUGCAAUUUUUGUGUUUUUGUGGUUUUGCAAUAAUCCUCUUUACUUGGCAGAUAAAUAACAAAGAUAGAUUUGUGAUCAUGCAUGAAGACACUAGUUGUUGGCUAAUGUUCAUCCUCAGAGGAAUAGUCCUCAUGCUCUUUUCAGUCUUCGUCUUCUUUAUGCCAUAGGAUAAAAAGUUGCUCCAAACUAUAGUCUCUGAGUACAAAUACAAAAAAUAACUGCUUGGUAAUGAUGAAGAGACAUAGAUAAGGUAAUAGCUAUUGACAAAUGAAUCCACAUUUACAUUUUGUUAGCCAGACAUCGAAAAGCAAUCACAAGUAACCGAUAUUGAAGUGAAAUCCUUCCAAGACAAUAAAGAUCUUAAUAGUUAACGAAAAUACAUCAUUUAUGAGAUUACCUUCAAAUAUCAGAACAAACACAAAAUAGUAUUUCGAUCUUUCAGUGACUUCCUAACAUUCCACAGAGAUUUAGCCUUGACAUAUCCAUAGAUCCAAUUACCCCAUUUCCCUUAAAUGACAAAAUACCUAACUCCAUAGGAUAUUGAAAAUCGAAGAGAACAACUAGGCGUAUUUCUCUAAAGAAUAUCGAGUCAAUUCAAUGGUAACGACAUACUCCUAGACUUUUUGAAUGCUACUGGAAAGUGUUUCCAAUAUAAACCAAAAAUACCUUUGCCACAACAAUAAUAGCAGAGACCCAAGAAGAUUGCAACACAAUAACAAUAUACCAAAGCAAAAUCAAUCCAAAGUUUGAUCCCAGAAACCAUUUGGGAAGGACAGAAUGAUGAGGAUGAGGAGAGCAUUGAGGUUGAUACAAGAAAAACAAAAAAGGCUUCGACUUAUGUAAAGAUGCAUUUUGGAGAGGAAGAACCUCAAUAUUAGAGAUUUAAUAGUGCUAACGAUCUAGAUGAGGAUCAAAGAACUUUUGACUUUGAGAAACCUUCGGAUGAUUAGAUUGGGUAUGAUCAAUUUUAGGAUGAUGAUCAUGAUCACUCUUUUGAGGAGGAAGAAAAGCAUUCGUCACAAAAUAUGAUGAUAAUGUAAUGA